AUCUCACCCCGCUACCUGGAGAAAAAUCAGGUGCGGGAAAGCUGUGCUACGAGUUGAGUCUCGAUUCAAAAAACAACUUUCCUCCCUUCAGUGAGGAACGACAUCGCAUCUGGUUGCAGGUUGUUGCGUUGUGGAAGGAAAAAGGAUUCGACAAGUUCAACUACAAGAAGACAGUGAAAUCCAUCAGCAAUUUGACGAAGUAUUUUCCUCGUUCGGUUUUGCUCUGGAUGGUCAAUCGAGAACGCGCAUCCAAUGAGCAUUCGUUUAUCGAAACGUGGAAAAUUGCAGCCAAGGAGCGGGACCGACUACUGGCUUUGAAGUACGCAAGUAAUGACACACAGAAACUGUUGAAGGCACACACAGCCAAAAAGCGGUCCAGAAAGGUUCGUGGAACUCCGACGCCUUCUCCUCCAAAUGAUAAGCGGUACUUGGAACCCUUGUCUUUUGUAUCAAUUAUUGAUAGUUUUGAAGUUGGGCUAUGUUAUGGUGACGCAUACAGUUGAUGCUGUAAUAGUGCAUACUGGUGCUAGCCCUCUUCCAAAAACAAGAAAUGCACACGGAUGAGAAAGCAGCACUCGUUGCGAAAAAUGAAGCUCGUUGACCAUCAAUCGCACAGGUACUGGGUGGCUCUCCCCGUCAUACCCUCCAAUAUCCCUAAUUAAGAAAACAAAUUGCUGCUUUAUUCUUUGCAGUGUUCGAGUUCUCUCUGUGUGCAUUUCCUGAGCUUUGACGAACCACCUAGUAGUGUUCUAUCUCAUGAUACUCAAGAAGUGAUGGUCGUUACGUGCCUUUUUUUAGGUACCCAUCAAUUAUCAUUCCUUCUUCAACCCUCAGCCCCAACAUUUGCGGCACACCCGCGAAUACCAUGGGUGGACGUGGUCGCACGGUAUAUCCCGCUGACCUGCUGACGGGAUCAUCUGCGGUUGAUAUCAACAAACUAAUUAUCGACGACAAUUCACGCGGUGGAAACACGACGAAAAAUCACAACCAGAAUCCCCAGGAUGCGGAAAGUGGCGAUAUCAAGAUUGCGACUGGAGAAAGUAGUAGUAGCAAUUGCACAACUACACAGCCCGUUUUCGUCAACACUUUGAACAAGGCUUCCGAGCAAGGCAAAUGCGACGAACUGGGAACGCGGAUGGCUUUCGCGAACCUCAACCCUGAUCAAGCCGCUGUCCCUCCCAAGGCCACAUCCGCCUCUUCCUCCUCCACCUUUUCCUCUUCAGCCGCUAGCGCCUCGCGGAUGACCAAGGACACCUUCGCGCAGCAGGCAACUACACCAACAACUACAACAAUUUCUGGAGAAGUAUUCCCCCCAGAGACCAAGUCUUCUUCCACGCUGCUACCAACGGGGCAAGGAUGUAAGGACGAGGUCAUGCAUAACGACAACGCUGAUGGAUCUUUG
This is a messenger RNA of Amoebophrya sp. A25, 1402 nucleotides long. The record is from the annotation of a GenBank genome assembly. NCBI's taxonomy places the organism in Eukaryota, Dinophyceae, Syndiniales, Amoebophryaceae.